AUGUACGCGUAUCUCUUGUUAGCUGCUGUUGCUGUCUUCUUUGUCUUUACAUUUGUUCUCCAUCCUCUCUAUGCCUACCUAUCUGAUCCAAAGCAUUUACGUCGAUACCCCAACUUUCAUCCUCUUAGCGGGAUUACCAACAUCCCUUUCAUGGUUGAAGCCACUCGUGGGUUCCGGUCUAAAGCCCUUCGUGAGCAGCACAAGAAGCGCCCCGUUAUUCGCAUCGGUCCCAAUUCGCUCUCUUACGGUACCGGAAGAGCCAUUAAGGAUAUUUAUGGCCAUGGAUCAGGCUGUAUCAAGGGCGAGCUCUACGAAGUCUUGGCUGGAACACACUUUCACAUCACCGAUGUUAUCGACAAGUAUGAGCAUCAGCGCAAACGAAAGGCAGUCUCGGCUGCUUUUGCCUUGAAAAACAUGGAGAAUUGGGAAUACAAGGUUGCGGAUAAGACAGAGCGAUUUAUUCGUGCCUGCGACAAGGCCUGUACCCCCCCGUUGAAGAAGGAGAUGACUCGACCGAACCCUGAGGACUUGACCUUUGAUUAUCGUUCCUAUACAAACUUCUUCUCAAUUGACGCAAUUGCGGAUAUCGCCUUGAGUGAGCACCUUCAUCUUCUCGAUAAGGGCACCGACAUCGUUCAAGCUGAGCGCAUGGAUGGCUCCAAGUUCCAGGUCAACUUCAGAGAUUGCCUUCACGGGACGGCUCGAGCGCAGUCUAUCAUCGUGUGGGCCUCCCAGUGGUUCAAGUUCAACAAAUGGUUUACCCGUCUUGUCUCGCCCGAGUUUCGCCGACUCUGGAAACUCAAUGACGGAUGGGAAGCACUUGUCUACAACCGCGCUACUGAACGACUUAAGCGCUAUCAAAACGGCGAGAAGCUAUCCGAUAUCUUUCAGGCUUUUAUGGAAGACAGAGAUGGAAACCCUCGUGGCCUCGAAUGGGGAGAAAUUGUCGCAGAGGUGUCGAUCUUGAUGAAUGCGGGAUCCGAUACGACCGGUAUCGCCAUGUGCAAUGUCAUGUACUGGCUUCUGAAGCAUCCAGACUGUAUGACGCGACUUCGAGAAGAAGUCGAUGCCGUGCUCGACGCCGAUGAGGUUGUUGCUCCGUAUGAUAAGGUUAAACACCUCCCAUAUCUACGGGCUUGUCUCGAUGAAACGCUCCGCAUUUCACCUUCGACCUCUUUUGGCCUUCCACGACGAACCCCUGCCGAAGGUGCCUAUAUCCUUGGAGACUUUAUUCCUGGUGAUACAACUGUUGCAAUCUCGGCCUAUGUUGCGCAUCGAGACGAGGAGAUUUUUCCCGACCCCGACAAAUUCAUCCCCGACCGAUGGUUAGGCGAAAAAGGCAAGGAUCUCCAGCCCUUUUUUAUCGCGUUCAGUGCAGGUGCUCGUGGGUGUAUCGGCCGAAAUAUCAGCUAUCUAGAGCAGACCGUGCUUCUAGCGAGCGUUGUACAUCGUUACGAGUUCGCGUUGCCCCAUCCUGACUGGGAACAAACCUGGCUAGAGGCACUAAAUGCCAUGCCAGGAAAGAUGCCCCUCAAGGUGUGGAGGCGGGAUCUGAGCAACCGAGAAGUGUAG
Messenger RNA from Fusarium vanettenii 77-13-4, 1572 nucleotides. RefSeq lists its product as uncharacterized. Bases 1 to 1572 code for a protein of 523 amino acids. Lineage: Eukaryota; Fungi; Ascomycota; Sordariomycetes; Hypocreales; Nectriaceae. The transcript has a single exon. The record is from RefSeq and is a predicted model, not a curated record. Gene Ontology annotation, molecular function: oxidoreductase activity, acting on paired donors, with incorporation or reduction of molecular oxygen; heme binding; iron ion binding.